AUGGAUGUUGAAUCACUUUUUACCAACGUCCCAAUAGACGACACCAUAGAAAUCAUCUGCAAGGAAGUUUACCACACAGACGGCAAGAAACUCACCAUCCCUGAAGAAACUCUACGGACAUUGCUACGCACCUGCACCAAGGAAGCUGCCUUUUACGGACCAGAUGGCAAGAUGUAUGUACAAUGCGACGGCGUCGCCAUGGGGUCUCCUCUCGGUGUCCUCUUUGCCAAUUUUUACAUGGGGGCCGUCGAGGAAAAGGUUUUCGCGAAAAACCCGGACAUAAAACCAACAGUCUACGCAAGAUACAUCGAUGACAUCUUCAUCAACGCCAACACUGAAGAGGAAGUACUGCACCUGAUCGAGAAUUUCAAGAAACACUCCUGCCUCAACUACACACACGAAUUAGAAGAAGAAAACAAGCUCCCCUUCCUCGACGUCAUGGUGCACCGUUCAAGCUCCUGCUUCUCCACGUCAGUCUACGUUAAAUCUACGAAUCUCGGCUUCUGCCUAAACGGAAAAAGUGACUGCCCAGAAAAUAUAGACACAGCGUCAUCAAUGCCUUUGUCAGGAGGGCUCUCACACACUCAUCCUCAUGGAAUGCAGUCCACGCUGAAUUAA
Portunus trituberculatus (swimming crab) is the source of this 618-nucleotide messenger RNA. RefSeq lists its product as uncharacterized. The record is from RefSeq and is a predicted model, not a curated record. NCBI's taxonomy places the organism in Eukaryota, Metazoa, Arthropoda, Malacostraca, Decapoda, Portunidae. The coding region runs from base 1 to 618 and encodes 205 amino acids. The transcript has a single exon.